AUGGAGCGACGUAACAGCAACAACGACGAGCCAGCGCGGCAGCCCGGCAAUCCCGAUGUUUUCGACGACGACUACGAGAUUGAGCCAGAUGAGGACGACUUCAUGCCCUCGGUCUCGGAUGGCUUCCGACCGGCCAACGCGAGCGGAGGGCCUGGCGACAGACAGAACCACGACCGGACCGACGCAAUACAACGACACGCAUCGACUUCGAAACCCCCCCAAAACGACCUGCGGAGGGCAGCGACGCGAAAUAGCACGGCAAAGGUCCGGGACUCGAUGCCGCCCGAAAGCCGCGAAAGCCGCCCACAUGGCACGCACGACCACGGGCCCAGCUCCCCGUCCCCCUUGGCGCAUCGCGCAUCCGUCAGUAGCACAGGAUCAUUCGCGACGACGUCAAACGGCGAGAACCCCUUCGAGACGGGCCCCAGCCAUCCCUACGGCAUGUACCCGCAGUACACGAUGGGACGCACAGCCAGUGUGGAAACCGCCUCCACGGAACGGCAACCACAUCGGUCCAUGUCACUUCAACGGCCGACCCAUCCGUACGCCAUGUACUCACAGAGUGGCAUCGAUGAGGGAAUGGACGAGCCGCUUCCCGCGGAGCCUGCACAUCCAACGCUGCCUCCCAUUCAGACUGCCAUCCCCCUCGGCUUUCCCGGUCAUGGAAACGGAUACCACAGGUGCCACCUUUGCUGCACCCGCACCCGCACUGCCCGUGCGGCGCCCUUAUUGCCUUCGGUCACACCUGCUCGUCUCCCGCCGCAAAGACCAGAAACACAAACUGGCGGUGCAGCAACGGUCACAUCUACCUAUUCCAGCCAAACCCAGAUUCCCGCAGAACCCACCGAGUCUUCUUCCGCGUCAUUGUUGACGACGGAACAGGGCUUCUCUGAAAAAGCAGAACCCACCGAGGGCAAGGUCCCGUGGCACAAAAGAAAAAUACGGGGCAGAAUACCUUUGGGCGUCCUAGUGGUCGCUCUAGGCAUGUUCCUGAUUCUCGCCGUCGCUUUAGGAGCUGCUGUUGGCACUAUCGUCACGAAGAAGCAGAACAAUGAAGACAAGGAUAAAUCUGGGAAACCCGAAGAACCGCUGCCUCAAGUGUCUGGCUCACACGGCUCUCUCUUCGACGCGACUCCUAUUCCUACUCCGUCAGGACUUGGCUCGCUCCCUACUGGCGGAUUCUCGCUACCUCUGGGUAUACCUCAGGAAAGCAACCCAGGCUGCCUGACCCAAGCGAAUCAGUAUUCUGCAUGGUCAUGCAAACUCACCUUCGCCCCGCUCCUCAUCACGGUCAACAACACAAUGACCGACGAAGGCCCCGUGCAGCUAGCGUCAAUGAGAAGUGGCAGUCAGGUGCCCGAUGGCGCUAUACUUUAUGGCCUUCAGACUCCAGAUCUCUCCUCGCAGGCCUUGCAACUGGUUCUCGAUUUGGACUACAAGGCCUAUGGCCCAGCUUACCACUUUCAGUCUCGUUAUGACAAGCUCGUCAUUCUCAGGCCUGAAGAACUAAACACAUUUUCGGGUGUGUUGAAGCGCCAAGAUCCGACUCUUCGCCAGAGAUUUCAAGUCAAGCCCGGAGAUCUUCCCUGGUAUUGCUACUGGAACCAGACUUAUAUCGAAGGCUACAUUUAUGCAGAGGAUAAUUCCACGGCAGCCUCAUUCACCUUUCCUACAGCUGCACCAAGUGGCUCACCAUCCAUCUCGUACGAUUUGGACGGCUUCUUGGCUACAGCAACCACAGGAGCUACACCAUCAGUAGUAACUGUUGCUGCCAGCGCAAGUAGUGCUUCGAUAACGCCAACUCCAAACGCACGCCGGGACGCACAGUCCGACGCUGCCGCUCCGCCACGCAUGCCACCAUAUCCUCGCAUUGUCAAGAUUGAGGAACGUCGUCUGCCAAAUUCGCCACAACCAUACUGUCAGCAAAUGCUUCUACUCGACGACGGAAAGAUUGCCCCAGCUACAUACGGCAGCAACGGCUUUCCCAAGAAGAUUUUGUUACAAGAGAGUGAUCCGAGCUAUGACGACUACUACGCAGCUCGAGUCAAUGAGGGCAGCAACUCGAAGCGUCAGGAUCUGCAACGGAGAUUAGAUCCGAGUGAUUCAUGCCACUGUCAGUGGAUGUUCAAGUAA
Messenger RNA from Parastagonospora nodorum SN15, 2133 nucleotides. RefSeq lists its product as hypothetical. The record is from RefSeq and is a predicted model, not a curated record. Lineage: Eukaryota; Fungi; Ascomycota; Dothideomycetes; Pleosporales; Phaeosphaeriaceae. The transcript is spliced from 3 exons. The coding region runs from base 1 to 2133 and encodes 710 amino acids.